Cryptomeria japonica (Japanese cedar) is the source of this 1143-nucleotide messenger RNA. Its product is annotated as glycine-rich cell wall structural protein-like. The coding region runs from base 1 to 1143 and encodes 380 amino acids. The record is from RefSeq and is a predicted model, not a curated record. The transcript has a single exon. Lineage: Eukaryota; Viridiplantae; Streptophyta; Pinopsida; Cupressales; Cupressaceae.
AUGGCAGGCGAGAGAAAGAUGGCGUUCAAGCUCAAGCUCCCUGGUAUGCUUGCCACGGUUAUGCUUAUUACGGUGGGAGUAGUAGCAGUUUGUGAGGGCAGAAAACUAAUGACACAAACAGUAUAUGAAACGGAUAACUUUGGACGUGGUGGCGGUUUUGGAAAAGGUGGUGGUAGGGGACAUGGUGGGGGUGGUGGACUUGGGGGCGGGGGCGGUGGCGGUUUUGGGAAAGGUGGUGGUGGGGGACUCGGUGGCGGUAGAGGUGGGGGUGGAGGUGUGGGUGGUGGUCAUGGAGGAGGUUUAGGUGAUGGUCAUGGUGGAGGAGUAGGUGGUGGUCAUGGUGGUGGAGCUGGGGGAGGCUUCGGUGGGGGAGCAGGUGUUGGAGCUGGAGGAGGUUUAGGUGGUGGUCAUGGUGGAGGAGCUGGAGGAGGCUUUGGUGGAGGAGCAGGUGGUGGAGCUGGAGGAGGUUUAGGUGGUAGCCAUGGUGGAGGUGCUGGAGGAGGAGCAGGUGGUGGUCAUGGUGGCGGAGCUGGUGGAGGUUUGGGUGGUGGUCAUGGUGGAGGUGUUGGAGGAGGUUUUGGUGGAGGCGCUGGUGGAGGUACAGGUGGUGGAGCUGGUGGAGGUUUGGGUGGUGGUCAUGGUGGAGGUGCUGGAGGAGGCUUUGGUGGAGGGGCCGGUGGUGGAGCUGGAGGAGGAUUAGGUGGUGGUCAUGGGGGAGGUAUUGGAGGAGGCUUUGGUGGAGGGGCCGGUGGUGGUGCUGGUGGAGGUGCUGGAGGAGGCUUUGGUGGUGGGGCUGGUGGAGGAUCAGGUGGUGGAGCUGGAGGAGGCCUAGGUGGAGGGGCAGGUGGUGGUGCUGGUGGUGGAGCCGGAGGAGGCCUAGGUCGAGGGGCAGGUGGUGGUGCUGGUGUUGGAGCCGGAGGAGGCCUAGGUGGAGGGACAGGUGGUGGUGUUGCUGGUGGAGCUGGAGGAGGCCUAGGCGGAGGUGGGGGUGCUGGAGGAGGCUUUGGUGGCGGGGCUGGUGGUGGAGCAGGAGGCGGCUUUGGUGGAGGUGCUGGCGGAGGCAAAGGAAGAGGAGCUGUAGGUGGAGGCCUAGGCGGAGGAGGAGGGCUCGGUGGCGGUGCAGGUGGCGGUGGAGGAUUUUAA